This is a messenger RNA of Penaeus monodon (black tiger shrimp), 663 nucleotides long. RefSeq names its product ras-related C3 botulinum toxin substrate 1. The transcript is spliced from 4 exons. Lineage: Eukaryota; Metazoa; Arthropoda; Malacostraca; Decapoda; Penaeidae. Gene Ontology annotation, molecular function: protein kinase binding; GTP binding; GTPase activity. The record is from RefSeq and is a predicted model, not a curated record. Bases 184 to 648 code for a protein of 154 amino acids. Gene Ontology annotation, cellular component: cell cortex; plasma membrane; cytoskeleton. Gene Ontology annotation, biological process: small GTPase-mediated signal transduction; motor neuron axon guidance; regulation of actin cytoskeleton organization.
UCCAUGUUGAUUUCAGCCUCGCCCGCUCAGUACAGCUCUGACGUCGGUGAACGAAAGGUGUAGCGUGCUCUCGGUCCCGCCACCCGAAAAAAAGACCAUUCUUUGGAGGGAUUUAACAAGUGGUUUCGGGGGAAAGGAAAAACACCAUUGGAUUUAGUGCAUCGUCUUGACAAACCAGGGAUUAUGCAAGCCAUCAAAUGCGUCGUGGUUGGUGACGGAGCCGUGGGUAAAACAUGUCUUCUUAUCAGCUACACCACCAAUGCCUUUCCAGGAGAAUACAUUCCAACUGUAUUUGACAACUACUCAGCCAAUGUAAUGGUUGAUGGCAAACCCAUCAACCUGGGCCUGUGGGAUACAGCAGGUCAGGAGGACUAUGACAGGCUGCGUCCACUCUCCUACCCACAGACCGAUGUCUUCCUCAUCUGCUUCUCCCUUGUCAACCCAGCCAGUUUUGAGAAUGUCAGAGCAAAGUGGUACCCUGAGGUACGUCAUCAUUGCCCCAACACGCCGAUCAUCCUGGUAGGAACGAAGCUUGAUCUGCGAGACGACCGUGAGACGCUAGAUAAGCUGAAGGACAAGAAGCUAACCCCUAUUUCAUACCCACAGGUAAGUUUGAAUGGUAUGAGCAGGGAGUAUGUGCUCAUUUGAGAGAUUUUUUUCUUG